Messenger RNA from Megalobrama amblycephala (Wuchang bream), 887 nucleotides. RefSeq lists its product as uncharacterized. The record is from RefSeq and is a predicted model, not a curated record. The coding region runs from base 161 to 784 and encodes 207 amino acids. The transcript has 3 exons. NCBI's taxonomy places the organism in Eukaryota, Metazoa, Chordata, Actinopteri, Cypriniformes, Xenocyprididae.
UCUUAGGUGUAAAUGACUCUCUUCUUUCAGACGAACACAAUCUGGAAGAGGAAGAGGUGGAGGCAGCAAGAGCUAUCCGCAUUAUACCACAUUUCUAUUGUGGCUUGUUUAGACCUUCUGUGUUAAUAUACUGUGAGCUGUUCAACUGACUAUUUUCCACAUGUUUCUUCUGCUCUGUUUGUUAUUGUGGCAUCUUGUUGGUGUGUUUUGUGAUGAAACAGCUGAAGUUUCAGUGAAGAAGGGAGAUUCUGUAACUCUACAUAGUGAUUUUACUGGAACACAGACAUAUAACAGGAUGGAGUGGAGGUUUGGAGACGAGCGUAUCGCUAGAAUCAAGAUAUCGAUUGGGAACAAACCUGAAUAUGAGGAUGAGAGAUUCAGAGACAGACUGAAGAUGGACAAUCAGACUGGAUCUCUGACCAUCAGCAACAUGACAAUCUCAGACUCUGGAUGUUAUCAACUAAUCAUUCAGAACAAGGAGACGUUCAAGAAGAAAUUCAAUGUCACUGUUAAUGAAGCGUCGAUACCCAGUGUGCACACAGUGUUGAUCUCUGCUGCUGCUGCUGGAUCUCUGUUGAUUGUGGUCGCAGGCGUGAUCUUCUGCAUCUGCAGGAAACACAGAAAAACGGAUCAUGAAGGCAACACAUCUGUCAUGUCCAGACCCGAAUCAGUCCAGACCCAUGAUGAAGAAAUAACUUAUGCUAAUCCAGCGUUCCACAAGCGAAAUGGACACAAAGUGGUAAGAUAUUACACUGUACAGCCUGAACAUAUAUUUAAUAAUUGAGGAUGAUGUUAGUAUUUUAUAACACAUGUUUUACCACAUUUUUUAUGUAUAGUUGCACCUUGAAGUACAUAAAAAGGUGGAGAGAGAAAUGAAAAGAAAAAUG